Caenorhabditis elegans is the source of this 481-nucleotide messenger RNA. RefSeq names its product CHCH domain-containing protein (gene ZK616.3). Gene Ontology annotation, molecular function: protein-disulfide reductase activity. Gene Ontology annotation, biological process: protein import into mitochondrial intermembrane space. Bases 2 to 406 code for a protein of 134 amino acids. The record is from RefSeq and is marked reviewed. Lineage: Eukaryota; Metazoa; Nematoda; Chromadorea; Rhabditida; Rhabditidae. The transcript is spliced from 4 exons.
GAUGCCCAUCUUUUCGUUAAUACGAAAAAUGCAAUGCCACGUCAAAGAUGAGGUACUGUACAUUGGAAAAAAAGAAUUCGAAGAGCCAAUAAAAUCGGAAUGGGUUCUAGAAAUGCAGAAUACAGAAAAAUACAAAACAAUUGGACCAACGUUUCCAGAUGGAACAAUUAAUUGGCAGUGUCCAUGUAUGGCAGGUGGAUCUCUGGUAGCACAUAGGUGCGGCAACUUCUUCCGAGAGCUGUACAUUUGUAUGAAAAGCGACGACACGAGAGAUCCAUCGGAAAAAUGUCCAAAUCAAUUUGUAAAUUGGGCCGCCUGUAUGCAGAAUAUGAGUGAUGAACGACGAGAACAAAUGCGGAAGGCGAUGACUGUGGAUACGGAAGAAUUGAAAAUUAAUCCGAAAUAAUAUUUUUGUAUUAUUAUUUAUAUUUUUCUAAAUAUUACUGUAGGUCGAGUUGCAAUAAACAUUUUUUUUCUGAAA